AUCUGAGGACAGACAAAGGGACUCUGUUCCUCUCACAUGCUCUCCAUUUCACUCAUGCCUGUCUCCUUGCCUGAGGUCAGAUUGUAUGGUCAGUUUUCAUUUCAAAUUUAUUCCCUCUUCCUCUGUAACCCGGUCCCUCCCUCUGCUGUUGCCUGUGAGCAGCACCCAGCUCAGCCCGGCUCCUUCGGGACCCUCUCCCAGCACCCCAGGAAGGGCCGUACCGAGGCCCCGAGAAAGUGUGAGGAAACUGCUGUUACUCAACUGCAGACAGAAAAGAUCAACGCAUCCCAUUGUUCCCUCUUCCCUUGAAGUCCCUGUUUAAUUGCUGCUGCACUGGGAGGUUUUGCAGGGGAUGGUGACUCCACCACUGCCCUGGGCAGCCUGUUCCAAUGCGCUUUCCAUGAAGAAUUUUUUCCUAAUAUCCAAUCUAAACCUCUUUGGCACAACUUGAGGCCAUUUCCUCUUGUCCUAUCACUUGCUGCUUGGGAGAAGAGACCAGCACCCUCCGUGCUCCAAGCUCCUUUCAGGCAGUUGCAGAGAGCGCAGGACGAUGAGGAUGGGGAGGGAGAAGAUGAUGCCGAAGUCCAGCAAGAAUGCCUGAAGAAAUUUUCGACCCCUGACUAUAUAAUGGAGCCAUCUAUAUUUAACACGUUGAAGAGGUAUUUCCAAGCAGGAGGUUCUCCAGAGAAUGUUAUCCAGCUCCUCUCUGAAAAUUACACUGCGGUGGCACAGACUGUAAAUUUGCUGGCAGAGUGGCUCAUUCAAACAGGUGUUGAGCCAGUGCAAGUUCAGGAGACGGUAGAAAACCAUUUAAAGAGCUUACUUAUCAAGCAUUUUGACCCUCGGAAAGCAGAUUCCAUCUUCACAGAGGAAGGAGAGACUCCAGCCUGGCUUGAGCAGAUGAUAGCACAUACUACGUGGAGAGAUCUCUUUUACAAGUUGGCAGAAGCCCAUCCCGACUGUUUAAUGCUGAAUUUUACUGUGAAGCUUAUAUCUGAUGCUGGAUAUCAAGGGGAAAUAACCAGUGUUUCAACAGCAUGUCAGCAGCUGGAAGUAUUUUCCAGAGUCCUGCGUACAUCUCUGGCCACAAUUUUAGAUGGAGGAGAAGAAAACCUUGAAAAAAACCUCCCUGAGUUUGCUAAGAUGGUGUGCCAUGGAGAACACACGUAUCUUUUUGCUCAGUCUAUGAUGUCCAUAUUAGCUCAGGAAGAGCAAGGAGGGUCGGCUGUCAGACGGAUUGCCCAGGAGGUUCAGCGAUACGCGCAUGAGAAAGGCCAUGAUGCCAGUCAGAUCACCUUAGCGCUGGGCACUGCAGCCUCCUAUCCUCGAGCAUGUCAGGCUCUUGGUGCAAUGUUGUCCAAAGGAGCUCUGAAUCCGGCAGAUAUCACUGUCCUCUUCAAAAUGUUCACAAGCAUGGACCCACCUCCAGUAGAACUGAUUCGAGUACCUGCCUUUCUGGACCUGUUCAUGCAGUCAUUGUUUAAGCCAGGUGCUAAGAUCAACCAGGACCACAAACAUAAAUAUAUUCACAUACUGGCAUAUGCAGCUAGUGUAGUAGAGAUGUGGAAAAAGAACAAGAGAGUCAGCAUAAACAAGGAUGAACUCAAGUCAACCUCAAAAGCCAUUGAGACUGUUCACAAUCUGUGUUGCAAUGAGAACAAAGGGGCAUCAGAGCUGGUUGCAGAACUGAGCACUCUCUAUCAGUGCAUCAGGUUCCCAGUGGUGGCCAUGGGUGUACUGAAGUGGGUGGACUGGACAGUGUCAGAACCACGAUACUUCCAACUGCAGACUGAUCACACUCCGGUUCAUCUGGCAUUAUUGGAUGAGAUCAGUACAUGCCAUCAGCUGCUUCAUCCCCAGGUUCUACAGCUUCUCGUCAAGCUCUUUGAAACAGAACAUUCACAGCUUGAUGUAAUGGAGCAGCUGGAGUUGAAGAAGACUCUUCUGGAUCGGAUGGUGCACUUACUCAGUCGAGGAUACGUCCUACCUGUUGUCAGCUAUAUCCGCAAGUGCUUGGAGAAGCUAGAUACCGAUAUCUCUCUCAUCAGAUACUUUGUUACUGAGGUGCUGGAUGUGAUUGCUCCUCCAUAUACCUCGGACUUUGUACAGCUUUUUCUUCCAAUCUUGGAGAAUGAAAGUAUUGCAGGUACUAUUAAAACAGAAGGCGAACAUGAUCCUGUCACUGAGUUUAUAGCUCAUUGCAAAUCUAACUUUAUUAUGAUGAACUAAGCAGUGGAAAACAUCAAGGAUGCAGAGCACAUGAUGACUACUCUGCCAUAUUUUCCAGCAGUAAGGGGCGAUGACUGGGUAACACAGGUGAAAAAAAAAGCUCCAACAAACAAAACCCAUCAAAACCAGAACAAAAAAACCCAAAAAAAAAUUCAACAAACCCAAAACACAGAAGAAAGGACUGAAGGGCAUUUGAUUGACUUGCAUGGUGACCUUGAGCUUCAUAUCAAAGAACCGUUAAUGUACUUUAGAAAAUGGAAUAAGACUGUAGGAUUUUCUGUUCUUAAACAAAUCAUUAUAAAUCUGAAUAUUCUGAAGGGAAUAGGAGGAGAGAAACUGAUUUAAUUCAAAGAAUGUUAGUUUGGUUGCUUGCAGAACUUGUCACUGAUUGUUCAUGUAAUAUCCAAAACCUGAAGAUCGGGGAAGGUAGGUCUACUGAAACCACUUCACAGUUCUCUGAAUUUUGAAGGCUCUAGGUUUUGAUGUUGUGUGUUGUAAAAAAUGGAAUUUGUGUGAUUAACCCUGUGCUGCAGAGAAGCCACAAUGCUGCUUUCUCACCUUUGAGCUGUGUUAAGAAUUUUAAACAUUGUACAUCUUUACUGCUAUGAAAAAAACCCCACACCUUUCAUGUAACACAAGUGGUGGUGUAAGAAUCUAAGUUAGUUUUGUAUUAACAGAUGAAUCCAGUGUGUGUUAUCUUUCAGAAUCUAUAUUUUUGUUAAAUAGCUGCAUCAGCUGUUACUGGUAAGUUUCAUUACCGUGUCAGAAUUCUACUGCUGUCCAAAAAUACGAAUGUGUGCAGCAAUUUUGUUACUGCUUGUUGUGGCUUGGUUUUUUUUAUACUUAUCUCUACUCUGUCCUGGUUGAUGCCAAACAGUGGGGGAUAUACCCAAGAUUAUAAUUAACCUUUAAAUAAAGGGUUUUUUUCUUUUCCA
Columba livia (rock pigeon) is the source of this 3164-nucleotide messenger RNA. It is a transcript of the gene NELFCD, whose product is annotated as negative elongation factor complex member C/D. The transcript has 17 exons. Gene Ontology annotation, cellular component: nucleus; NELF complex. Lineage: Eukaryota; Metazoa; Chordata; Aves; Columbiformes; Columbidae. The coding region runs from base 628 to 2229 and encodes 533 amino acids. Gene Ontology annotation, molecular function: RNA binding. The record is from RefSeq and is a predicted model, not a curated record. Gene Ontology annotation, biological process: negative regulation of transcription elongation by RNA polymerase II.